UUUUGCCAGAACAUAAAUAUCAGGUAAACGUAGCGCUCAUGUUAAAGGGGCUUAAUUCGAGGUUAUAUUCUAGCUAUUAACACAAUUUAUCUUUUCACCCUUCCAAUCCGUUCGUCUAUCAUGAAAAAAGAAAUGCCAACUGAGGCUGACGGUGCUCCAAAGCCUACUAAAAGUGUAUAUGUUCCACCUAGCCGUCGUAAUAAAGUAGAUGGCAGUGGAAGCAAUAGUAGUGCCUUUUCUAUGGGCAGUCGCGGUCCCCCUCGACCCGUUCGCAACUUUAAUGAUGACGGCCGCCGUAACAUUUUAGAUUCAUCGGGUCUUGGGGACAACUCUAAUCAAUACCCGCGUCGUGAGCGCUUUGGGGAGCGUUCCUUUGCUGGCAAUCGUGACCAUGGCUCUUAUCCAUCUCCUUGGGCCACUCGUGACGGCCGCCGUUACAUUCGUGAAUCUGAGAAGGAAGUUUUCGGUGAGAUGGAUACGUGUACUCAUGCAGGAAUUAACUUUGGAUCAUAUGAGAACAUUCCUGUAGAGAUCACUGGAAACCAAUCUCAGAGCAUUAAGCCCGUAGAAGAUUUUGAAAAUGGCAUUCACGAACUUCUUAUGGUGAACAUUCUUCGUGUGAAUUACACUAAACCAACUCCGAUUCAGAAGCAUUCUAUUCCAGUUAUUAUGGCUGGCCGUGAUUUAAUGGCUUGCGCUCAGACUGGUUCUGGUAAGACAGCUGCAUUUUUACUUCCUAUUUGUACUGCUAUGUUGAAAACUGGCCCUCCUGCGAGUAGGCCAAUGCAGAGCUCUUAUCACUCUCGUCAAGCACUUCCUGUUUGCCUUGUACUAUCUCCUACUCGUGAGUUGGCUAUGCAGACAUUUACUGAGGCUCGCAAGUUUAUUUACAACACUGGUAUUCGUGCUGUUGUGUUGUAUGGUGGAGGUGAAGUUCGCAGGCAGCUUUAUGAAUUGGAGCGUGGUUGUGACAUUUGUGUUGCAACCCCUGGUCGUCUUACUGACAUUCUCGAACGCAACCGUAUUGGUCUCCAUUGUGUGAGUUAUUUAGUAUUGGAUGAAGCCGAUCGCAUGCUUGACAUGGGUUUCGCACCUCAGAUUCGGCAAGUCGUUGAACAUAGUAGCAUGCCUCAGGAGGGUCGUCAGACCGUUAUGUUCAGUGCUACUUUCCCUAAAGAGAUUCAACAACUGGCUCGUGAUUUCUUGCGUGAUUACCUUUACCUGGCUGUUGGCCGUGUUGGUUCCACGAAUGAGUUUAUUCGUCAGCGUCUGUUAUAUGCUGACCAGGAGCAGAAGCUUCACUACUUGGUGAAGCUUCUUCGUGAAAACACUAACGGUCUCGUUCUCAUUUUUGUGGAGACUAAGCGUCGUGCGGAUAUGAUUGAAUCUUACCUAUUGAAGGAGAAUUUCAUGGCAGUUAAUAUCCACGGCGACCGCAGUCAGCAGGACCGUGAGGAGGCUUUGCGUUUAUUCAAAACCGGCGAACGUCCCAUUUUGGUUGCAACCGAUGUCGCUGCCAGGGGAUUGGAUAUUAACAACAUUACUCACGUCAUUAACUGUGACCUACCGGCUAACAUUGACGACUACGUGCAUCGCAUUGGCCGUACCGGUCGUGCAGGAAAUGUCGGUGUUGCCACAUCUCUUGUCAGCGAAAAGGACCGCAGCAUUUUGAAGGACUUAUUAGCCUUAUUGGAAGAGGCUAAUCAGGAAGUUCCUCAAUGGUUUGAGAAGCUCGUUGCAUCCCAUCCACAUUCUGGUGGUGGUCGUGACUAUGGCAAGCGUGCAUCUGGUGGUCGUAUGAGCCGUCCUUUUGCUUCUCGUGAUGUCCGUGCCCAUCCUGAGACAGUUACUUACAACCAAGGCAACAGAGGUGGUGGUCGCAGUACUCACGGAUUCUCACAGCCAUCUAAGGGUCCUGGAUCUCAGGAUCACGAUGACGAUUGGUGGUGAGCGGUAUAUAUUGCCAUUGUUUAUAACCGUAACAUAUUCGGUAAUAA
Molecule: messenger RNA, 1997 nt
Organism: Babesia bovis T2Bo
Lineage: Eukaryota; Apicomplexa; Aconoidasida; Piroplasmida; Babesiidae
Product: DEAD/DEAH box helicase family protein
Exons: 2
Coding region: 121-1950 (609 amino acids)
Cellular component (GO): nucleus
Molecular function (GO): ATP binding; RNA binding; RNA helicase activity
Source: RefSeq, a predicted model, not a curated record